Molecule: messenger RNA, 4749 nt
Organism: Anopheles bellator
Lineage: Eukaryota; Metazoa; Arthropoda; Insecta; Diptera; Culicidae
Gene: Clk
Product: circadian locomoter output cycles protein kaput
Exons: 7
Coding region: 469-3624 (1051 amino acids)
Biological process (GO): circadian regulation of gene expression; regulation of transcription by RNA polymerase II
Cellular component (GO): nucleus; cytoplasm; CLOCK-BMAL transcription complex
Molecular function (GO): RNA polymerase II cis-regulatory region sequence-specific DNA binding; protein dimerization activity; DNA-binding transcription factor activity, RNA polymerase II-specific
Source: RefSeq, a predicted model, not a curated record
ACUUUGGCGCGUACAGAAGGCCAAUUCGCGUGUGGCAGCGAGCUAGAAUUUUAUUUUCUGCCUCAAUGGGUUGCCGUAAUCGCAGCAGUAGCAUCCGAGUGCAGUGCAUUGAGACCUUAAGCAACGAAGAGGAAGUGAAGGAUUGAUCUGUGCUAAGCAUGGCCUUCAGUUUUGGAGGACCUAGUAGUCUACAGUUGAAACUAUCUAUUUUACUACAUCUAUUUACAAGCAUAACUUAAACCGAAAGUGAAAACUGCAGAUAAAAAGAGAGAAAAAAGAGUUAAACGACUCUUUAUUUUGUGUGUUGCAUUGUAAAGUUCAUGUCAUCCGCAUUGAGUACAUUUAAGAGAAAACAAACAGUUAUCGGUACGAUCGCGACUGGAACUCUUCGGCCCAAUUCUAGUGGUGUUACAACAGAUUGGAGCAAGCUUUAUUUUAGAACGAGUUGCCCCUAGGUACGGCUUCAAAAUGGAAGAACUAAAGCACAACCCCUCGCGGGGCAACCUCUUCGACGACGUGGACAGCUUCGGCGGUUCGAUCGAUAUCGAUCAUCACCAUCACCACCAUCACAACGCCGAUUCGUACUCGGCUAUGGACGAGGAUGGGGAUGAUAAAGAUGACACCAAACGAAAAUCUCGCAACCUCAGCGAAAAGAAGCGCCGCGAUCAGUUCAACCUGCUGGUCAACGAGCUUAGCUCAAUGGUGUCCUCCAACAGCCGCAAGAUGGAUAAGUCCACAGUCCUGAAGUCGACGAUCGCAUUUCUGAAGAGCCAUAACGAGAUUGCAGUCCGCUCGCGGGUCCACGAGAUACAGACCGACUGGAAGCCGUCUUUUCUGUCGAACGAAGAGUUCACGCACCUGAUCCUGGAGGCGCUGGAUGGGUUCAUCAUCGUGUUCUCCUCGACCGGAAGAGUAUUCUACGCGUCCGAAAGUAUUACCUCGCUGCUGGGGCAUUUGCCGAGUGACCUGCUGAAUAUGACCGUCUACGAUAUGGUGUACGAAGACGAUCAGAACGAUCUGUACCACAUACUGCUCAAUCCGACCACGAUAGUGGAUCCCCUACAGACGGGCAUCAGUCGCGAGAAUCAGGUGACGUUUUCGUGCUACAUCAAGCGGGGAACGGUCGACUAUCGGGCCGAUGUGUCGUAUGAGCAUGUCCAGUUUACGGGCUACUUCCGUAGCGACGUGGACACGGAGUCCCUAAUGACGACCUCUCGGUUCAGCGGGUACACGAGCGACGCCGAUUCGCGACUCGUGUUCGUCGGUACGGGUCGGCUGCAGACACCGCAGCUGAUCCGCGAAAUGUCAAUCGUGGACAAUACGAAAAGCGAGUUCACGUCGCGCCACAGCCUCGAAUGGAAGUUCCUGUUCCUAGAUCACCGAGCCCCACCGAUCAUCGGCUACCUGCCAUUUGAGGUGCUGGGAACCUCAGGGUAUGACUAUUAUCAUUUUGACGAUCUGGAAAAGGUGGUGGCUUGUCAUGAAGCAUUGAUGCAAAAAGGUGAGGGAACUUCGUGUUACUAUCGCUUCCUGACCAAAGGCCAACAGUGGAUCUGGCUCCAGACGCGUUUCUAUAUCACGUACCACCAGUGGAACUCGAAGCCAGAGUUUGUCGUCUGUACGCAUCGGGUCGUUAGCUACGCGGACGUGAUGAAGCAGAUGCGCACGCAGACGGCCGGCGACGGCAAGUUCUCCGAGGACGCAGACAGUGUCAGUGUGCACGGUGUGGAGCGCAAGUUCCAGCAAUCGUCCUCCCAAAGCCUGCUGGCCACAUCGCCGUGGAGCUCGAAAAGCUCGCGGACGUCACGGGUGGCUCCUACGCCCGGCGUUUCACCAACGGGCUUGUCGAGCCGAGGCCGCCACCGGUACAACACCUACCACGGACCCGGCUCCGACUCGGCUACGUCCAUUUCCACCGAGUCCCACACCAGCCGGCAAUCGCUUGUUACGCAACAUUCGCGCUCCCGCAUGCGGACCAGCACGUGCUCUACGAAGGUUUCAUCACAGAGCAGUCAACAAGACCGACAGACAGCAUCUCACUUUUUGCUCCAGCAGCAACAGCAGCAGCAACAGCAACAGCAACAGCAACAGCAAUCUCUACAGCAACAGCAAAUGCAGCUCGACCAACAACAUUUCCAAACAUCGCAACAGCAUCACCAACUUCAUCUGCAGCAAAAUCAGUUGCAGCAGCAGCUGCAACAGCAACAGCAGCAACACCGUUCGCUGCACCAGCAGCUGCAAACCCAUCAGCAGCAACAGUUGCACCAACAUCACGCCUCCCAGUCUCAGCCAACGCUCAUGGUGCAAAGUAUCCCCCCCGAGCCGGAAAUGUACGGCCAAAAGCUGACGGCGUCACAGCAGCCGCACCAAAGUCACGGCCACGGUCAGCAACAGUCCCACCUUCCGCCAACUUCGCAGCCACAGCAAACGACGCCACAGCAGCAACAGCAGCAAACGGUGCAGCAACAGCUACACCAAGCUACGGCGGCGGCCACGAUCCUGACCCCUCCGGUGACGCAGAUCAUCGGAGCGACUGGGUUCAUCGAACCGCAGCAGUAUUUGACGGCCAUUCCGGUGCAACCGGUACCGGCCUUCACGGAUACGGCCCCGGCGGUACUCUCGCCCAACUCGUCGAUCUCCCCACACGGUGGCUACCCGGUGGUGCACCAUCCGGCGGUCAGCGGCGCGGGGGGCGUCGUUCUAACGCCUACCCAAAACCAGGUGCAAGAUCAGUUGCAGCGGAAGCACGAGGAGUUGCAGCAUCUUAUAUUGCAGCAGCAGGAAGAGCUGCGGCGAGUGCAGGAGCAGCUCCUAAUGGCACGUUACGGUCUGUUGCCCUCGAUCGUGUCCCUUCCCUUUCCGGCCACCGGUGGAAAUGGGGGCCCGGCUGUGAUUCCACCAGAACGGUGCCCGACCACCGGAGCACCGUUUCUGCAGCACCACCAGGCGGGCCAUGGGGCCGCCUUCCAUCAUCGACACCACCACUACCAUCCAUCGUCAUCCGGGUCGUCGUCGGUGCAAUCGCAGGCUCACCAUGCUCAGCAAGAUCCACAGCAACAGCAGAUGUGCUUACCGGACCAGAAACCGAUUCUGCAUCCAGAUCCAGAGCAGCUUAACUUUACCGACACGGGCCAGGGAAAACUGUCUGAGGCUAGCGAGAUGGUUUCGUACAUGCAGUUGACACCGGUCCCGCUUCAUCAUCUGCAGCAGCAGCAGCAGCAACAGCAGCAACAGCAGCAGCAACAGCAGCAACAGCAGCAGCAACAGCAGCAGCAACACCACCACCACCACCAUGGGUCAAGCGCCUCAUCGACUUCCACAACACCCGCCUCUUCAGUUCAGAACCAACGGCAGCAGCAACUAAUGCAGAUCGGUGCACCGGAUGGAUCGGGAGCACCGGGUGGCAGCGGCAUGGGCCUGUUACAGUAUCAAAUGGCACCGGAACAGGCGCAAAACCUUUUCGCUUCCGGCAUGGAGCAACAGCAAAACCAACAGCAGACACACCCUCCGUCACAACAAUCCCACCAUCAGCUGCAGCAGCAGCAACAGCAGCAACAGCAAGGAGCUACCGGCAGUUCCGACGCCGGAUCACACACCUGCCCUUCACAAACGAGCGAGUUGUGAGCGUGAAGAAUAGCAGAACACAACGAUCGAGCUUUAAAAUCGAGCUUACUGCGGGUCCGAGUGCUAGGGCCGGUCAGAUCGAUACUGUAAAAUAUCAAGCUUUUACAACACCAUUGUACCGAAGUGGUUUCAAGUUGUCCAUCCACCAAAGAAGGAUAUUUUUCUAAAAUAAUAUUGUGUAUAGUGAGCGAUUGAAACGAUCAAUAUGAUUUACGUAUACACCACUGACCUUAUUGUAGCAUUAGUGUUAGAAGCAGCGUAGAGAAACAAACUGGAACCAGACGAAGAAGUAUUUGUGGCUUAAAUUUUAACCUAAGAAAUGAAACAAAUACAAAGAAAAGACGAACGUGUGAUGAGGCAUUGUAGCGAAUAAGCGGUAGGUUUCUAAGCGAUGUACGAGCUAAACACUAGAAUAGCCAUAAAAUGUGGUAGGAAAUUAGGAAAUAGCAUUCCGCAAAACUUUACAAAACAACCGAUCGAUGAAAUCGAGUUAUAGAAACAUUUACAAUCCAUUAGUUUCGUGCGGUGAAAUGUCGAGCGAGGGAAGAAAGUCGAAGAAAGUGCUACACUCACCGCGAACUUAUUGGAAGAGAGAAAUAAAUGAAGGAGAAAAAGGAACGUUCGCUCAGGUUGACUGUGCACUGCAAAGAAAGUAGAAAGAAAAUACCAAGAACCAGCCGUCGGUUUUGUCAAUUCAAUGAAAAUGUAGUGAAAUAAUUGGGUUUCUUGACAAACUUUUAUUAUUCCUUCGUCUUGAUAAUUAGUUUGGGUCGAUCAUCGAUCAAGAGCUGUUACUCAUCUUUAGUCAGUGUUUUCCAUUGCUUUGAAUUGCCGAAUUGGAUUGAAAUGUAAUCUUUGAGCUAGUUGGCUAUUCGCUCAAGCAAAUUAUAAUUUUUGGAGGCUUGGAACAUGGGUCGGCCAUUUUUUCAGUGAAACGAUCGGCUUAUAACGCAUUAGUAUACUUCAAAUCUUGUACAAGCAUGAUAUGCAAUCAACUGGUAAUCGCCAUGCAAGCUUCGGUACAUUUUACGCUAGAAAGCGACAAAACGCUUCAAAUGAUACACAAAAUAAUAACGGAAUAUGGGUCUUCAGAAUGUUCCUUCAGCGUUAAGGGUUAUUAUUAUG